GCCUCACCGGCGGCACCAGCAGUGGAGUCGCUUCCCAAGGCACCCAUGGUCGCGGUGCCGCCGCCCAUCGCGGCCAAGGCCUCAUCGAGUGGGGGGCCUUCUCCGGAGAAGGUGCAGCUGGACGCUAUCCUACAAUCGUUGGUGGCGGCCAAGCUCCCUAUACCACCGGAGACGCAGGCGCUUAUGGACCAAUUGAUGAAGGAAGAUGCUCAGGACAAUGCGAGAAAUAUGCAUCGAGCAGUCUCUGCCCAGUCCGUUGCCCGCAAGGAGCUCAGCAGUGUCAGGACCUUGCGGGCGACGUAUCUGCAAGAAUGGUCUGGAUAUAUCACCUCGGUCACCGAGCUCUUGGAGCGCCAAAUUGCGGAGCAACAGCAAGUGCUCUCCGAUUUGGACGACAGAGAGCAAGCAGCACAGGACGCAUGGCUGAGGGCCAGGGCGGACCUCAAGAGGAUGACCAAGGACGACCUUCAGGAUGGCAGGGAGAAGGAAGAGGCGGAGAUGGAGGAGAACGACGCCAUGGUCGAGGACGCGAUAGAGCUGGAAUCCCUCAGGAAGGAGGCCAGGGAGAAGGAAUCCGCCAAAUCAGACAAUCUCAGGAAUGCUCUGGUCAAUAUCAGGCAGCAGGCCUCGGAGCAGGCCGCAUCCGCGCGACGAGAUGGCUCAAGGACGCCGCGUCGCUCCGCCAAGGUGGAGAGCUUCGAUCUUACAGCCGAGGACACACCAGGCGCGGCGGAGGCUGCAGCUACCAAGAUUGCUCCCAAGGCAGAGGAUGCCACCUUCGUUUCCAAGGAGUUGGCGGCAUACCUUGCCGUCAGUCUAUCCUUUGAGGUUGCCAUGGCUGAGCUGCCUUUCAUCCGCCACACCUUCUUGGAGGAUCCUCGAUUUGGUUUGGCCUUGGAUGAUUGCUGGUCAGAGGGGCUGCCACUGGACGACCGGGCGUUGGAUCACGCGGCCGGUUCCCCUGUUAAGCCUUGUGACGGUCGCCCCUCGCAGCAUGUCAGUGUCCAAUCGGAGCCGGCAGGACUCGGGGUUGAACGUCCUAGGCUGGACAGGGUGACUGCGACAGCGUUGUCUGAUUGUACGGCAAUUGCCGGCAACCAGCUUGAGGCUGCUGAGGUGCGCUUCUGCCGGAAGAGCAUCGCUGAGGGCGGAGCAUGUACAGUGUCUGUACAUAGUCACGGUCGGCUACCAUCCUGCCUGCACCCGUGUUCCCACGUCCUUCCCUUGCCGGUGACUUUUGCCGACACGCAGACCGAGGCCCUGCGUUUCCGGUCUGGACUUGUGCGUCGUUUCAACCAGCAGGCUUCCAGACAUGCACUGGCCGUUUCCUUCAAUGCCAGACAAGGUUCCCAGGUCGGUGCCGUUUCGAGCAUUGGUGCGUGCUCCGUGCUUCCCUCCGACCCUGCGGAGGUUACCACCAUGAUAGGCCUAGCUGCUCGCCCAGCGAGCCCACCAGUUGCCUUGCGGGUGUUUUCAGCGGCCCUUACUCAUGGAGGCUCCCUGUCGCAUCAGCUGCAGCCUUGUGUGGCUAGCGCUGAAACUGUCCAUCUACCAGUCAUGCCUCCCUUGUCCCUCUCAGGUCAGGUGACAGGCUUUUCCAUGCAGGCGCUUUCCUGCGCCGACGGGUUUGGCCGGCCGAGUGGACUUCCGGUUUCCAAGGGGAGGCCAUCGGGUGUGCGGGGUUUGGUGGCGCAGCGUGUGUCUCUCACACCCAUGGAGUUGGAUAGGCCCGAGCUGAGGCAGCUACCGCUCACCUCCUUCUCGUGGUACCUUGGACACAGAUCCAUGGGCGCUGUGGUUGGGGAGUCGCAGUACGAUAGAUAUGCGGUCUUUUCGACGUCCAUGCAUGCUGAAACAAGGAAGCUGCCAGGUCUCGGCACCCUUGACGACAUAGUUGAGGACCUGGUUGGUGUCUUUCCUAACCUCCGCUCUGUGCGCGUGAUGCAGCGCCGUCUACACGGCUUUCCUGCGGCCCAGGUAGCCAUUGCGACGAGGGCUGAUCCUCCAGAUCACCUGAUCAUCCCUCUGGACCACCGAGCUCUUCAAGGCAGGAUCUGCACACUGGCCUUCGCCCUGGGAACCAACGCAGGGGCAGUUCGCCAUACUAGCGCUCUCCAAUGCCCCGAGGCGCGCCUGCCGCGUUUCCCUUACAUGCUCUUGGAUGAUCAAGGCCAUCCCUUUGCGGCCUUUCCGCUUGCGAGGGCUGUUGGCGAUGUGGUUGUGGACUACCUGCAAUCUGUGCCUGCGCCCGACCCUCCGGGCGAACAUGAACAGGAGCCUGAUCACGUUGUCUUGCUGCAGCAACAUGGGCGUGCCCAGACUCAGCGGACGCCUGUUAUUGAGCGUCACAUGUUGGCGCCUUUACCUGCUCGUGACGGCCAGGCUAUGUGCUGCGAAAAGGCGGUGCCGCGAGCAGCGCCGGAGCUUUGGUAUGCCCCUCCGCACCAAAGGGCGCCGGUUGGUCCUCUCGGGACCACUGGGGAAGAUGAGCCACCUUCGCUACUAUCCCUUCAGCAUCCGUGGGCUGCCAAGGCCGCACUUGACACUUGGCCGCCCCAGCCAGUUCUCCUGGGGGUGGCGAAGCGAGCCACCGUUGUGGUGCAUCAAAUGUCGUGGGGCAAGCCUGAGGAUGACACUGCUCACCUUUUUACUGUUUUCGACUGCCAACGCCAUCAUGUGGUCUUGCGGGCUGAAGGAGCAAUUCAGGUGCAGCAAUUUGUGCAGCGGGCUGUUGAGUCAGCCCCGCAGGCCGUUCGGGCAGUCCAACUGCUUAUGGAUCCAGUGCAGGGCUUGCCAUUACCACAGCUAGUCCUCACCCUCGUUACUGAUGCCAGGGAUCGAAUGGCAGUGCCGUGGGAUGGUAGGUCUGUGGGCCUCCCAAUACGAACAGUGGCGCACUUCUCGGGGGAACCCCUGGCGCAGGCUGCUGCUGAUUUGCAAGCCACACUCCCUCAGGAGCCGGAUGUGGCCCUCCACAUACUCACGGGGAGGUUUGUGGUCCUGGAUGUCGCUGGCAUCAUGCAGGGAAACUUCCCCGACGACCUCACGGAGUUGCAGGUGCUCCGUGUUGAGAUGUCGGGAUGGGGUGCCGGCCACUCGGAGGGGGACACUCUUCGCCUGCCACCGUAUCGCCUGCUCCCGGGCGGUAUGGGUUUCGCUGGCACUACGAGCACCACCACUGGCAUGAUUGGCCCUACGCAGCAGAUAUUUCGGGUCCGCAUCUUGUCGGUCGGCAAGGAGGUGCAUAGAGACCUCCCUCGGCCCAUCACUCAGCUUGAUAUGUACCUGCACUACCUGUUGCUGGAGCUCCAGCGGCUUGAGCCAAACACGGAAGGAGAGACAAUGCUCAUGCUCGCUAAGGCACAGCCGCCGCCGGAAGGACACAUUCAAGAGAUACUUUUCGUUGCGUGGUCACCGGAUGAUCCGAACCAGGCACAUGCAGUCUAUGACACCAGGCCCCACUUCGGUGCAGUUGCGGUUGAGGCCACACACCGCAUUCGCACGGUUGAAAGUGUCCUGCCUGCAGAGUGGAGGCAGCACGGCCUCUCUGUGUUGGUCAAUGGAGCUCCUGACCACCAUGCCCAGCGCCAGGUCCUUGACGCCGAUUACCUGCAGAUUGGCCAAGCCAACUCUUUCAUCCCGCAUACGGCUACAUCGGAGAUCAUGGAUCUGGUUCCUAAUGCGGAAGCUUAUGGGUGGCCGUUCCAAGCUCGCCGCGCGGCAGGAGACACUUCCUUCGCUGAGCGGGUUAGGCAGCGUCGGAGGGCGGCAAGGGUUUGGUUAGCUCAGGAGGGUACAGCCACGAUUGUGGGCCCGGCUCAUGCACCCGUGCGCCUGCGUGUGGACGGGGGCCUUGUUCCAACUGUGGAGGAGCUGAGGGAAGCUGUGCAGCGUGUCCCGGAAUUCCACCGGAUGUACCUAGCAAUCUCCCUCACGACUGACCAAAGGCCGCCGCCGCCGCCUGAACGGCAGACCUUGAGCCCCUCCGGGCGUGUGGUGCCGCGGAGUCGCACCUCUAUGGCCCGUGUGCAGUCCGAUGAGGUCCCCCUGAACCGAAAGCUGGCUCUGAACCGGAGGGAGCAUGCUUGCUACAACUUGCGGCCGGCGAUGUCUCCCUUCAAUUGCCGUGCCUCCGAGGCUGCACUGCAGCUCCCUGUGCCUAUUGAUGCCGUCCCACUUGCCUUUUCUGGGGCCAGGCUGCACGAAUAUCGGGCUGAUCUAGGUACAUGGAGGCUGUGGGGGUAUCUUGCUGAUGUUGUCCCGGCCGAGCUGGACACCGGGGACGCCUUCGGGGGUGAGCUUAUGGCACAGCUUAUUGCCUCCUGCACCGUGGCAACUGCCCGACUUCCAUCCACCCUCUGCUACGAUUGUGAGGGUGCCGCCCAGGUUGCCCAGGGAUCUGCCAAGACAUGUGCUGCUACGCCUCUUCGUGAGGCCUCGGCAUCGGUCGCAGCAUAUAAUGUGGCUACGGGUUACGUGCCGGCCUUUCUUCACGUCAAAGGUCAUAGUGGUAACCCUGGCAACGAGUUGGCAGAUUUUGUGGCAAAGAGGGCCAUCGAUGAGCCGACUAGCCGCGCCCCCUUGGGGGAUGCCUUUUUCGCCGAUUAUGUGGCUGAGCGAGCCUUUAAUUGGCUUUGGUUCUUUGAGGUUGCCCCCAUACUCCUGCUCGACGCGAACGCGCGUUACAAUAAUGAUGGCAGCGUUGAGGUUCCCUGUAAUGGCAAUGCGGAGGAGUUGGAGCGGGUCCUUGCGGACUUUGGACUGUGCAGGUCUGCUGCCUUUGAUCCUGAUGGUUCCCCCCGGCCAUCCUGGAGCCCUCCAGGCUCGCAAGGUCCUGCUGUGUGUUUGGACUACAUUGUCUGGCCGUCCAUCUGGAGCGAUGGGUUCUGUGACGUGGGUGUGACUAAGAUCCUUGAUGAGCAUGCCGAUAUUGACCACCAGCCCAUCGUUGCCAAGGCUGAUCUUAUGCUCCGCAAACAUGUUUCUGGAAGGCCCAAGAUAGACAGGGAUGCCAUGUGUGGGCCUGAAGGCCGCGCUAAGCUUCAUACACUAUAUGCCACAGCGCCCCAGCCAGGCUGGGCCACAUCCAUCAAUGACCACCUGCUUGCCUUUAAUCACCACUUGCAGCGGGGCAUUGCUGAUCUUUUCCCUGUUCAAAGUGUCCGCCCGCGAAAGCCCACGAUUACGCCGCAGACGUGGGGUGUUCUUCAGGACCGCAGGCAGCAAAGGCGGCGAUUCCGGCGGCAGCGCCUCCUUUUCAGCAGGUGGUUGCUCGCGCGCUGCUUUGUGGGCUGGCGUCAGGGCGCCGGCGGCACUGCUGCAGGCCGUCGCGUGCGUGCUUUCGAUGUUUGCGCUGCUCAUCACAUGCGUUGUAUGCGGGAGCUUACCAAGAAAGCAAGGGACCUGCAGAAGCAGGAUGAUGCGGAGUUCACACGACGGCGUUUCGCUGAGGCUAGGCAGGAAGGUCCCGAGGCUCUCGCUAAGCAGUUGCGUGCGGUGCUCCGGAGCGGGCGCAGUGGCAGGAUUCCGCAUCUUGCGCUGGAGCUUGAGACUGCUGAUGGCCUAGUUGAUGAGCCCGCUCAGGUUAAGGAGGCCUUCGCCAGACACUUCGCCGGGAUUGAAGGUGCACAGGCCUGUCAGCUUCGUGACGUUGUUCACCAGGUGGAUGUGCCGGAAGGCGAGGUGUGUCGCCUUGAGGAGGUGCCAGCAGUAGCACAAAUCGCGGCAGCUUUUGCCUCCCUUAAAAGGGGCAAAGCUAGCGGUAUUGCUGGGCUUCCUUCAGAGCUUUACAGCCAGUGCCCACUUGCUGCCACCAUGGCACAUAUGCCGCUCCUCCUCAAAAUCUACAGUAGGCGGUGUUUCCCGACGCUUUGGUCGGGGAUUCUAGCGUGUGCCAUUCCCAAACCAGGCAAAUCGGCCAGGACUGUCGCUGGCUACAGGUCCGUCGCUUUAGCUGAACCGGCUGCCAAAGGCUUUCUCAAAGCGACCCGGCCAGCCUUGAGCCAAGGCUUUGAGGCGGUGGCACUUCCGACCAUAGGGGGGGCGCGAGUCAAGCACCCUACUGAGCUUGCUGCUCUCAGCACUCAGUGUCACCUCACCCGGUUGAAGCGACAAGGCCUCUCUGGAGGGGUGCUCUUCCUGGACGGCACUUCUGCCUUCUAUGCUGUGCACCGGGAGCAUUUGUUCACUGGUGACUUGAGCAAGCUGCACACCCACAUCUGCAGCCUGCCCCUUGAAGAUGAAGUGCGGAAACGUGUAGCGGCUGCGCUUUCCGAUCAGGGUGCCCUCGAUCGCGCAGGUGUGCCUCGCGGCACGCAACAGCUUCUCCAGGCAGCAUUCGGCGCUACUUGGUUUGUCGUUGAUGCUGAUAGUUGCCAGGUUCAGGCCACAAGCCGGGGGACUACACCCGGAUCACCCCUGGCAGACAUUCUGUAUCAGUUUGUCUCGGAGGCAGCUGUACGUUGCCUUUCUGAACACCUUUGCUCUGAAGGCAUAGCAGCAAGUGUUGGUAGCCCAAGUGGCACGGUGUGGGCCCUGCCGCAGUCCUGGUUGGAUGACCUUGCCAUCCUUGUCGAGGCAGGCCAGGCUGCUGGUUGUGCCACGGCCUUUGCGCGUGCAGCGGCGCUGGCCCACCAGUAUCUGUCGGUAACAGGCGUUGCUGUAAACUAUGCAAAGGGCAAGACCGAGGCUGUCCUUGUACAGGUUGGCAAGGGGUCCGAUGCUGCGAGGCGGGCUCUUUUUGUUGAGGGUGCUGGGCAGAUCAGGGUUGCGCUCCCGGAUGGUUCCGCGUGUCUACUCCGCUGUGUCCCUGAGUAUGUGCAUCUCGGCACUGUGCGUGGAUGUUCGGGAGGUUGUGAGGCUGCCGUGAUUCGGAGGGAUCGCCUUGCCCGUGAAAAACUCCAAAACUUCAAGCGGCGUAUCCUCGCCAACCAGCAUCUGACAUGCAAGGAGAGGCAAAACCUCUUUAAGGCUGUUAUCCUUGCCCGCUUCCUGCACGGGUUGGGCACCUUGGAACUGGCCAGCAAGCAGGCCCAUCGCCUCUUUGCCAGCCGCUACCUUGGUUUGGUGCGUGCAGCCGUCAGGCCGCUGCAUGGCGUGCCCUGCAGAAGGCUUACUGAUGUUCAGGUUUGCUCCCUUCUGGCAGUUGUCACCCCGCGAGAGGCUGCUGAUAUCGCCCUAGUCCGGGCGUUAGCUCAUGUCAGUUCCAAGGGUGAUAGCUACUUGCGGGCUUGCGUGACUGACUCGGUGUGGCUGGCUGAAGCUUCGCAGGCUGCUGGUCGCAUUGCCGCGCUGACCAAGUCUACUGCCUUGAGUGUCCAGGCUGAUGCCCCUGCCGGGGGAGCUCAGCUGCUGUCCCUUUCACCUGAGCAAGUGCGCCCCAUUCUACGCCGGUUUAGCCAACUUUGUGUGCAGAGUCGGGCCUCCCUUGCUGAGCCAGCUCUCUGCAAAGCGCGUGCGCAUGUUCAGGCGGAGAAGGAUGGGCUUCUCUACUUUAAGGUUCCGGUAGCUGUGUCUGCUGCAUGCCGGGAGCACUUCUGCCUCGAGUGCUCGAUUGGCUUCCAAACGGCGGCCGCGCUGGGAUCCCAUAUGGCCCGACGGCACGGCCAGUCUGCGUAUUCCUCACAUGGUUUUGGCACGGCAUGUGAAGUAUGCAGGAAGCAAUACUGGUCGACAAAAAGACUCCGUCAGCACUUGCGGCAAUCCGGCCGUUGCGCCCAGGUGUACUACGAAGCUGACUGGGAGGCGGGCCAGCCAGCGGAGCAGGUUGCUGAUUUGUGUGUGCCCCCGGUCGCGUUGGUCGGGCCGGCACCGUGGUGGGCCACGCACAGUUUUGCCGUGUCUGAACGUUGCAUCCAGAUUCCUGAUGUCCCAGAUCCACUGACUAGCUUGCCAACCAUAGCGAGUUUUGGUCAAGUGCCGCCCUUUGUGAGAACAUGGGUACAUGCAGUUGAGUCCGGAUGGAUGCCACCAGUAGGAGCGGAUGUACAGGGCGAUCGGCACGUUGCGCUGUUGGCACAUGCCGUUGCGUCACAGAUUGGAGCCCAGCGCAAGGAGAGCCUUGUACAGUUCGGCAAUUGUGCUGGCCUGGUCUGCUGGGACUCCGCGCUAAUCGGACCUACGCGGGCGGUACUGCGUGCACGGUCCUCAUACUGGCCUCACAUGUGA
Molecule: messenger RNA, 8166 nt
Organism: Symbiodinium sp. CCMP2456
Lineage: Eukaryota; Dinophyceae; Suessiales; Symbiodiniaceae
Source: the annotation of a GenBank genome assembly